CGGCGCGCGGGCGAGGGGGUGCGGACGUUCGCGCCGGGAGGGGCGGGGGCGGCGGACGCGUGCGCGCGGGCGAGAGACGCGGCGAGGCGGGACGAUUGGACAUCGGCGCGACGCGAGGCUCGACGGGUGAUCUGGGCGUGCGCGAAACAGUUGGAGGCUGGGAACUGGCCGGAUGAUGGGUUUCUGGACGCGCACACGCUCGCGCACGGGGUGGUCGUUUUAGCCGAGCUUAAGGGCGGAGAGGACGACGCGGGCGACGAAGAGUUCUUCACGGAUGAUCCCACGGUGAGCGCGGCGUGUAGAGACGCGGGUUGGGAUCGUCGCACGCGGUUAGGUAGGAUCGCGCUGGACCUUCUCGCGGCGUCGACGUUGUACUCUCCAGACCGAGUCCCUGAGUGGUGCGCGGACGCGGUGGCGCUCGUCGAGCGCGCUUUUUCGCGAGGCGAGAGCGCGGAUGCAACCGGCGAGAAACCGCCGUUGGAAAGCGUGAUACCGAGCGCGCUUCCAGAACGAGGUGUUCCAACGCUCGAGCCCGGGCGUGCGAUCGCCGUGGAGCAAGCGAGCGAGUUAUCGACGACUCGGUUCUAUACCGAUUACAUAGCCAAGGAGCGACCGUGUGUCAUCAAAGGACAUAUCGGCGCCGACGGAGAGGACUGGAAACUCAUGGAUGACUUCAAAACGCUCGAUUUGUUUGAAACGUACGCCGAGACGAUCGUGCCGGUGGAGUACGGCACCGCAUUCGAAAGUCACGGCACCGGCGUGACCACUCUUGGAGCGUUUGCUCGCGACUUUUUGGUGCCGUCCAACGACGCUCAUGACGGAUUACCCCCGAGCGAAAAAGUCGCGUACAUCUCGCAGCAUCCGAUAUUCAAUCAAAUACCCGCGAUGCAGGACUCGUUUACGAUUUCUCCAUACUGCUUGGGACGUAUUCGCACCGAGACGUCAGCCAUAAACGCUUGGUUGGGAACCGCAGGGACGAAGACGGCGAUACAUCGAGACCCCUAUCUCAACCUCCUCUGUCAGAUCGCCGGACACAAGUACAUCCGAAUAUACGAUGAUGCACAGACCAAAUACUUGUACUGCGACGACACGGACGUUCUCCGGGCCGGUAACCGGAACACGUUCACGCGCUCGCCGGUCAAUCCUGAGAGCGCAGCCGACGCGCGAGAGUAUCCGCUCGCCUCGCACGCCGAGUAUCUGGAGACCAUCCUCGCCCCGGGUGACGUUUUAUUCAUGCCCAAGAAUCACUGGCACUACGUUCGCUCCCUCACGACGUCCGUGUCCGUCAAUUUCUGGUUUUAG
Ostreococcus tauri is the source of this 1302-nucleotide messenger RNA. RefSeq names its product JmjC domain. Gene Ontology annotation, molecular function: 2-oxoglutarate-dependent dioxygenase activity. NCBI's taxonomy places the organism in Eukaryota, Viridiplantae, Chlorophyta, Mamiellophyceae, Mamiellales, Bathycoccaceae. The annotation marks the transcript as partial. The record is from RefSeq and is a predicted model, not a curated record. The transcript has a single exon.